UAUUUGCGAAAACCGCCGUGCGUGACUUCACGUCGCCCUGACGUCAUCACGCCGCGUCGCCUGCCGCAGUGCGCCGCGUACACAUGUGAGCAGAAGCACGCUGGUGUGAACGUCAGAUCUGAGAGACAACGACAAACCAAAGUGAUGGUUGAGGAGAUGGAGGUCAAAGGUCAGCGGUAUUUUAAGGUGGGUCAGAAGCGGCCCGCGCAGGACGGGACCAAGAGACGAAGACUGGACGCCACGAGCGUGAGCUACUUCCGCCGCGUCGGCGAUCGACUGAACGAGGGAUUCACAGAGGAGGAGGAGGAGAAAGCUCUGUUUGUGGAGAACGUGCUGUCGGAGGUCAAGGGUCAAGCGGCACUCGUCUCCACUGAUAUGACCGGAAGUGUGGCUCUGGAGCGGCUGCUCUCAUUGGCCAGUCCCGCUCAGGUGGCAGGUGUGCUGGCGGAGCUGGGAGGAGAGACGGGGUCAGAAUUCAGAGGCGUGUCAUGUGACCAGUGCGGGGGUCAUGUGAUGGAGAGCGCGCUCAGACAGGCCCACCGCUGGAACGAGGAGGACUCUGAUGUCACAGCGGAGGACGAGGAGCACUGUGGGACGCUGGAGGCUCAGGUGAAGCGUGUGUGUGGAGUCGUCAGAGAGAGUCUGCCGGAGUUCCUGAAGGAUCCGUACGGAUCGCAUGUGCUCCGGACGCUGGUCCAGGUUCUGAGCGGAUCUCUGAGCCGAGACGCAGCUGCUGCUCAAACAGGUCAGAAACACGCUUCACAGCAGACUGAGAGGUUUUUAUUAUUUUUUUGCAUCUUCUUUCCUUUGAAAUGUGUCUUUCUGUCGUGUGCUCAGUUCCUGAAGAUCUUCGAUGAGCUGAUGGAGGGGUUCGAGGCGAUUCUGGCCGCGGGUCACAUGGGUGUGGUGGUGCUGAUGGUGGAGAGCUGUGUUUAUUGGGAGGAGAAGCAGAAUGCACUGCUGCAGCGCCUCCUGCAGGCAUUUCACUGCAGUGAACCAGCCUCUCUGCAGGUCUCCUGUCUGCCUCUCUUUCUGUCCUUACUGGCGUAUGAAGUGUACUACAACACCGAGACAGCAGAGGGAGACGCCGUCACACAGCCUGUGCAGCGCCGGCUCUCCGUAUCUUAUCACGGAUCGCGGCUGGUUCAAGCUCUCGCCGGAUUCAAAGAUCGAUCCGUCCUGAUGAACAGCCUUCACGGGCUCGGCUCCGCUGACCUGCUGACCCUCGGCACUGACCGCUUCGGCAGCCACGCGCUCCAGAAGCUGCUGACCGCGGCCAGCGAUAAGGGCAGAGGAAAGAUCUUGAGAAAGCUGGAGGAGCUUUACGUUCAGCUGGCCUGUUCCAGCUGCGGCAGCCGUCUGUUAGAAGCCGUGUGGAACAGCGCCACCGUCAGCCAGAGACAAAGCAUCGCUGAGAAACUGGUCCCCAGUGGAAGUCAGCUCCGAUCCGAUCAGUUCGCACGGCACAUUUGGGCCAAAUUUGGUCUGACAAACUUCAUGAAGCGACGGGCCGAUUGGCAGGAGGUUCAAACGGGAGAGUCGAAGAAAAGGAAGAUGUUCAGUGAUAUUCUGCAGUAACUCAGAGAGACUUUAAACAAACCGUGAUCGUUUCCCCUGAACGACACCAUACAAGUUUUAGUAAGUGAGGAGUUUUCACUGAAUCCCUCUUGAAGUUGCAUUUUAUAAAUAAAACCAGCUACAGUUGCGUAUCUCUAUGCACACAAUGUGCAUUUGGCUUGACCUUCCAUUUCUAGUGUGGAAAAUAUCCUUUGGAAGCUUGAGGAAAAAA
This is a messenger RNA of Sinocyclocheilus grahami, 1789 nucleotides long. RefSeq names its product nucleolar protein 9. Gene Ontology annotation, cellular component: preribosome, small subunit precursor; nucleolus; 90S preribosome. The record is from RefSeq and is a predicted model, not a curated record. The transcript is spliced from 9 exons. The coding region runs from base 145 to 1578 and encodes 477 amino acids. Lineage: Eukaryota; Metazoa; Chordata; Actinopteri; Cypriniformes; Cyprinidae. Gene Ontology annotation, molecular function: RNA binding. Gene Ontology annotation, biological process: endonucleolytic cleavage in ITS1 to separate SSU-rRNA from 5.8S rRNA and LSU-rRNA from tricistronic rRNA transcript (SSU-rRNA, 5.8S rRNA, LSU-rRNA); endonucleolytic cleavage to generate mature 5'-end of SSU-rRNA from (SSU-rRNA, 5.8S rRNA, LSU-rRNA); endonucleolytic cleavage in 5'-ETS of tricistronic rRNA transcript (SSU-rRNA, 5.8S rRNA, LSU-rRNA).